CUUCUCGCCCACCUAGCCACGUCGCUGACUGCCAUUGGCGGUUCGACCUACCUCCUUCGCAAACAACUCGACUACAACCUGGAAGAGCAAGAGGCGCGAUUCGAUGAGGUUGAGGGACUGUUGAGAGGACACAUCGGACUCAUUGAAGAAGCACUGGAGAGAUUGGAGAAGAAAGUCGGGUCUGGAGGCAUUCCGAAGGGAGGAUUGCAGAAUCGGGAGAUGUAUGAGCAGAGGGGGAAGGAUGAUAGGAAG
Molecule: messenger RNA, 252 nt
Organism: Zymoseptoria tritici IPO323
Lineage: Eukaryota; Fungi; Ascomycota; Dothideomycetes; Mycosphaerellales; Mycosphaerellaceae
Exons: 1
Source: RefSeq, a predicted model, not a curated record